UUCUUUCCUUUCCCUCGUUUUCUGCUCUCUCUCUCUCUCUCUAUCUCUCUCUCUCUCCCGCUUUUUUAUUUUUCCCAAACACCAGAUCUCACAUUCUCACCCACUCCCCCCACCUUCGCCUCCAAACUUUCCCUCCAUUUUCUCCCCCCACUUUUUCUUUUCGUUUUUUUAUUUUUUUCAGUUCCCCUCCAAUUUCUCUCGAUCUCUUUCUUUCUCCUUCCCUCCACCAAACCCACCAAAAAAAAAACCCGCCCAACCCACAAUCCGGUUCGGGUCGCUGGAUGUCGGGCUCUCGGGCUCAUGACCCGCCGGCUCAACCGCCCCAGCCGAUCAUGCAGCAGGCCCUCAAGCGGCAGCUCGCCUUCUCCUCCAUGAAACCGCCGUUUUCAGCUACAGCAGACUACCACGGCUUCGUUCCCGACCCCCGCCAACUCACUGAUUCAGAAGCUUAUGGCAUAUACGUUAAGCCCUCUCAGCAAAAACGGAAGAGUGAUGCGGCAGAUUACGAAGCUGAGUCUAGUGAUAGGACAGCUGCUCCUGGAUAUACUGAAGUAGUUACCAGCCCCCUCCAGACUCCUGUGUCAAGCAAGGUGGGAAAGGCAAACAAAACAUCAAGGCUGACAAAGUGCAGCAGAUCUGGACCCCAGACUCCGGCUUCCAAUGUGGGUUCUCCUUCUGGGGCUAAUCUUACUCCGGCCGGACCUUGUCGUUUUGACAGCUCCCUAGGUCUCUUAACAAAAAAGUUUAUCAAUCUGAUCAAACAUGCGGAAGAUGGUAUUCUGGAUCUCAAUAAUGCUGCUGAUACUUUAGAGGUGCAAAAGAGGCGGAUAUAUGAUAUAACAAAUGUUCUUGAAGGAAUUGGUCUCAUAGAAAAGAAGCUCAAAAAUAGAAUUCAGUGGAAGGGACUUGAUGUCUCGAGGACAGGGGACGUGGACUAAAAUUAUCCUAGUUUACAGGCACAAGUUGAAAACCUAUCUGAUGAGGAGCGCAGAUUGGAUCAGCAAAUAAGAGAAAUGCAGGAAAGGUUGAGGGACCUGAGUGAAGAUGAAAGCAAUAAGAAAUGGCUUUUUGUCACUGAAGAAGACAUCAAGGGCUUACCUUGCUUACAGAAUGAAACCUUAAUAGCAAUUAAAGCUCCACAUGGCACCACUCUUGAAGUCCCAGAUCCUGAUGAGGCUGUUGACUAUCCCCAAAGGAGAUACAGGAUGGUCCUGAGAAGCACGAUGGGUCCAAUAGAUGUUUAUCUUGUCAGUCAAUUUGAGGAGAAGUUCGAGGAGAUUAAUGGUGUUGAAGUACCUACAGACAUCCCCUCAAGUUCAGGGGUUAAUGAAAACCCAGGUACAACAAUGGCCACAGAGAAUAGAGGGAAGGAUGUUGAAAUUCAGGGACCAGAUGAUCAUAGAAUGUGCACAGAUCCCACUGCUUCCCAGGACAUCAUGAGUGGGAUGAUGAAGAUUGUUCCCUCAGAUGUUGAUAGUGAUGCAGAUUACUGGCUUUUAUCAGAUGCUGAUAUUAGUAUCACAGACAUGUGGAGAACAGAACCUGGGGUUGUAUGGAAUGAGUUGGGUGCAAUUGAUGAAGAUUAUAUGGUUAAUGUCAGCACACCACGGCCGCAAACUCCACCAUCCAGUUCAACUCAAGUACCAGCUACUGCCAACCGUACUAAGACUUGAAACCUAAAAAUGAUUCUUACUGAAUCUAAUUGCAGAAGUGCACUCGUUUUUUCUGAGAACCUAUGAUGUCCAACCAUCUCAUGUAUUUGUUUCACCAGCAGAGGUUGGGUUGAAGGUUCCGGUAAGUGUUCCCGGAAGAUCCAUCUGAGGAACAAAAGAACAGUGGAACCAAAGAUGGAGGUAGCUGCAUUGUUGUACAUUAAUGUAAUAUACAUAUCCAUGAGACGGUGGCAAAUAAUUAAGAGGAUACAAUUGUUAGUACAUCAUGUAUAUUGUUAGAAUUAGCAGGCUUUUCUUGUAUUAACCAGAGUGAAGUAGACUGGCUAGUAAUAAGUCCGGAUAAGGUUGGAUAGGGAGAAUGUUGGGUAGUUUCAGGACCCCAAAAAGUAAAGGAUUUAUGUUCUGAUGCCUCGUUUUGUUUUGAAUUAUACUGAUGAGCUAUUUUCUGAACUAGAAUUACCACAUUUUGUGAUGCCCAAUUACUCGCGAAGGGUUGGGUCUUGCCAUUGAUCA
This is a messenger RNA of Prunus dulcis (almond), 2186 nucleotides long. RefSeq names its product transcription factor E2FB-like. NCBI's taxonomy places the organism in Eukaryota, Viridiplantae, Streptophyta, Magnoliopsida, Rosales, Rosaceae. The record is from RefSeq and is a predicted model, not a curated record. The transcript has 14 exons. Gene Ontology annotation, biological process: regulation of transcription by RNA polymerase II. Gene Ontology annotation, cellular component: RNA polymerase II transcription regulator complex. Gene Ontology annotation, molecular function: protein dimerization activity; DNA-binding transcription factor activity, RNA polymerase II-specific; RNA polymerase II cis-regulatory region sequence-specific DNA binding.